Molecule: messenger RNA, 1101 nt
Organism: Fusarium poae
Lineage: Eukaryota; Fungi; Ascomycota; Sordariomycetes; Hypocreales; Nectriaceae
Exons: 1
Coding region: 1-1101 (366 amino acids)
Biological process (GO): protein phosphorylation
Molecular function (GO): ATP binding; protein kinase activity
Source: RefSeq, a predicted model, not a curated record
AUGAGCGACCUAGCAGAAACAGAUACAAUGGACGAUAUUGCAGUCACUCAACUUCAUGGCGGCAAUGGAAGUGGUGCAGAUAUGGUGUUUAUGUUCAAUGACAACCAGAUUUCUGUGUCUAUUUUUCCCAGUAACGGGUCGUCAACGAAGGAUACUCGUCAAAUGGAGCCAAAAGACCGCCCUCUACAGGACCGUCUUGUUGAUGUUAUCUCUCGAGCUACCACGUGCCAGGACGACGACGAGUAUGAUAGGCUUGAGGAUGAGGUUCUUGGCGUCAUUCUGGAUGCUGGAAGGCCUCUUUUCUCUCGUCCAAUAUCUUCGCAAGGAGCAGUCGCUCAAAACGGCCAAUCUCUAAAUCAUCUACUGUUCCCUCCAUUCCUUUAUUUUCGGCUAGAGGCUCCUGCUAGUCACGCCUCCAUUGUACCCAUCAACCCAGCCGAGGCAAACACCAUUCUCACUAUCGACCCUGCUCUCGACCCAGGCUUUGAGGAAGAGUUGGAAAUCUGCCAAGACAUACCUCGCUAUAUCCCCGAGGAAAUCGUAGUCACCAAGUCAUUUGUACGUGGUGCGAACACUGUUACCGCUGCCGUCCAGGUACGGGGGCGAGAUAUGUUCUGCAAGUCGCGUGGUCAACCCGGCGGGCUCUUUGGCACCGGCGAGGGGCGAGAGCUUGAAUGUCUUGGUGAGAUUCUCAAAGCGUUCCCGCAACCAAACACAAUACAGGUUCCCCAGCUUCUUGGUUAUAUUCAUCACAAGGACACCAAGCAGAUCUUGGGGUUUCUUCGACAAUGGGUGCCUGGGCGUAGGCUUAGCGAUGUUGAUGUCACCACCGCUACGGUAGAAAAAAGGCAGAAAUGGUCCGUCCAGAUUUCUGAAACUAUCAAGUGUCUUCACGAACAUGGGUUGGUAUGGGGAGACGGAAAGUCUAGUAAUAUCAUCAUCGAUGAGCAGGAUAAUGCUUGGCUAAUUGAUUUUGGGGGGGGAUUUACAGAAGGGUGGGUCGAUGAGGAGCUGGCUGAAACCAAAAAGGGAGAUGAGCAGGCCCUGGCUAAGAUUGUGGAAUUGCUGAGCGAAGGUAAUGACGCGUCCUCAUCUUUGUAG